UUUUUGAACUUUAUAAAUAAUUACAUUUAAAAGUAAGGAAUCACUACUCCCUAAUCAGCAAGGAGCCAGACUAGCUUCAGGCUGCUUCUAUUGUACUUUUGUGACUAAAUUCCCACUUGUGAACUUUCGUAACUAAUUUUAUAGACCAAUGAUCACGAUAAGAAGUCUUUUUAAACCACAUAUGGUAAGGAACCUUGGCGUUGUUACCAAGGCGAAAGAUCCUGAACAACUACAAAUCCCUGAACAGAAGGAGCCUCUUAGUCUAAGCCAACGGUUCAAAUUACUCUUUAAAGAGCCUGAUGAGAGCGUGAAGGAGUUCGAAAGAGAGCUAUUUCACGCAGCUGAGUUCUUUGACCCAUAAUCCUAAAAGUUGACGUCAGGUUCAGCUCUAAUAGACCAAAUAUAUAGAAGGCAUAACAAGAGAUAAUGUAUCAUAUCUUUUUUAUAAUAUUUUCAACUU
Messenger RNA from Moneuplotes crassus, 460 nucleotides. Lineage: Eukaryota; Ciliophora; Spirotrichea; Euplotida; Euplotidae. The record is from the annotation of a GenBank genome assembly.